CAAGUCAGUGGUGACUUGGCAGCUCUGUUCUCAGCGGGUGCUGGAGGCAGAGGUGCCUUUUGCCUGUUGCUGAAGCACCCAGUGCUCAGUACAUGACACUGUGGGUGUCAGGGGAAAGCAGCGCCUGGUGAAAGGGACACUCUUGUUUCGUCUCAGAGAAAUCUGAAAGGGGAAAACCAUGAAUCAGUGAUCUUGUACUUUUAUCUUGGCUUCCCAAAUCACCCUGUUCUUGCCAGGCUCUGCUGCCGCCAGGAGAGAUGAGAUGGCUUUUGCUUUAGGUACAAUGACUGUGAAGAACAUCCUGCAGGCUGGUGCUGGCUGCAGUCCAUGCGGGAUCGAUGCAGAGCUUUCUCCUGGAGUCCACGGAUGGCUGUGAAUGGCAUCAGUGUAUCUCUGAUUGUCUUCGUGGGUUACUAAACCCUGGACAUGGUUUCCCUCUGUGUUGGAGUGUGGAUUGUGCAUUUACCCUGUGAAGCUACAAGGAUUCAGUGGGCAUUGCAUGGAUUAUCACAUGGAUAAGGAGCAACAGAUUUCUGUGGUCCCGGGCCUCUUCUCCAGCAGAAGGCUGAAUGUAACACUGGCACAAUUGCUGCAUUGCUCUUGCUGUCUUUAGGGCUUGGCUUCUCCUCAAGCUUCUUCCUGCAAUCAUCUGACUUUAGCACCUGGAAGAUGUGGCUGUGUGCCAGAAGAAAACCCAGUUGUCCAGUGCUGGGCACAACGAGAGUGGAAUUAUUGAUACAAACUGUUCUUAAUUGUCCCUGUAAUAUACUGAACCUGAACUUUGGAUCCCUUUUGUCCUUUUGCAUCCUCCUAACUCACUUCUGCUGAGGAGGAGCUGCUCCAUUUCACUCUGUGGUUGGGAUGUGCCGACAGGAGCCUGCAGUGCUGCCUGUGCAGUUGCCAGGACGUGAUCUGUACAAAAGCAGGUGUAUUUUAGAGCAGAGCUUUGGUUGGGGUGCGAGCAGAUGCACUCAGGGGUGUUCCAGCAGCGUUGUGCUGUCCUGCAGGGCUGGCUGCAGCUCUGCACCAGCCGAGGCUGCAGAACUGGACCUGCAGCUUUGCUGGGAUUUGUGUCAAAGGCUCCUCAUAGGCAUGGGGGUGGUUUUAUGGGGUGGUGUGAUCUGCAGCUACCUGUGCCCUCUGCUCUCCCCUCUCCCAGGGCAUGUGUUUGCAGCAUGUCCUUAGUGAUCAGAAAGGUGUUCACAGUCUUGAUGGUGCUUGCUUCACACUGGAGGUGCUGGAGGAAUGGAUAUUUAGGUUACCUUUGAAAUGCUGUGGAUUAUACAGAUGCCCCUGUCAGGAAGGUGACAUCCUGGUUGUCCAGGAGAAGUGUUCAGAUGACCAGAGGAAUGCAAUGCUGGUUCCUUUAUGCUGUGAUCUGUUAGGGCACUUCACUGUCCUUCCUGGUGCUGGGUGAGUGACCUCUCAUCAGGAACGGUGCUCACCUCACUGUUUGGAAGUGUUCAGACUGAUUUUCUUUUUACUGUGGCCCAUAAUUGUGAGUUCAGAGCUUUGCACCUUUGGUUUGCAAAGAUCUUGGAGAGAUGAAAAGCAACCUAAGAACCCGGCACCUUUUUCUCUCUUAAUUUUCAAGGUGUGACAUACAACCCUGAUGUGCUCCUUGUUUUAUCCAUAGGUUGUCUACCAUAAAGAAAUGGUAGGGGGGAGUGAUGCAUAAAAACCACCCUUUUCACCCCAUAAUCAGGUUAUUCUACGUAUCUACAUCUGAGUUCUAAAGGAGUGUGCCAGGUUUGACCCAUCGCUUGCAUACUGCUGGCAGGAUGGCCUCCCUGCAUGAGCACUCCCAUCGCCUGCAUUUCUCUGCAAUACUUUAGAACAUUUUAGCUGCAGUGAAAAACCUUUGUGCCAAAGUGAGUGAGCUGAUUCUGACACCAAAUGUGGCUGGGGGAGUGUGUGCUCUGCUGGAGCCCAAGGGAAAUGGGAAUGAGAGAGAGCGGCCAACACCUCUGCUUGAGGGGAGCCCUUGGAGGAACCCACUCCUGCAGUGGGACUCUGCUCUUCCACAUGUCCCAGGCUGGGGUGGCAGCCGGUGGCUGAGUGGGUGCCCCUGCCAAGAUCUCUCCCAGGAGCCCACACUUUAGUCCUUCCUAAAGCUGUAUCUAAAUCCUCCUGUAUUUGUAACCCUGUGUCUGAUCGGAUCUGGGAACACUGGUCUAGAAAACUGGGAGACAUUUCUAACACUGCUGCUGGGACAGAGUUGCUGCCACCAGAGGUUUUGUCUUCACUGAGCUCAGUUGUGUGUGAGGUGUCCCUGCCCAUGGCAGGGGGGUUGGAACUGAGUGAUCUUAAGGUCCUUUCCAACCCUAACUAUACUAUGAUCACACUCUGUCCCCAGCCAGGUUCUCCCAGGCUGCCCAUCUGACCCAUGCAUUCCAAAUAGCAAUUUCUCAGCUCUUUUCAUAGCCAGUGCUUCUAAGCAGCCUUCCUCUCUGCAGCAGAUGCCUUAAACCAGGCCCUCUUCUGGCUCUCCUUCCCUUUUCUUAUUGUAUCAAAGGAGUGUAUAGAGGCAAGUGGGAGUAUUGCUUUAGGAUGACAGUGAAUGCUGUGGUGUAGAGGGAGGCAAGAAGGUGAGAGUGGCCCUGGGAGAAGACAGCAACAGGCAGUGAGCAGCUUCCCUCCAUGGCUUGUGAAUGUUCCAUGUUCAGUCUGUCAUUUACUAUCCAUGCCUGUGUCUCCUUGCAGGAAUGGAUAACCAGACAGUGCUGGCUGUGCAGUCCUUAUUGGAUGGUCAAGGAGGUGUGGCGGAUCCAUCUGCUCAGAAUGUCAACUCCUCUGCUGCCAUCCAGUCCAUGGAUGAUGAAGACGUGUUCCUCUGUGGGAAGUGUAAGAAGCAGUUCAACUCACUGCCUGCCUUCAUGACCCACAAGAGAGAGCAGUGCCAGGGCAAUGCCCCUUCCCUCUCCACUGUCUCGCUGGCCACCAACAGCGUGUACAGCCCGUCCAUCACGUCGGUGCAGCAGGCUCCGGGUGCCAGCCGGCAGCAAAUUUCCACAUACAUCACAGUUCCCCCAUCACCUUUGAUCCAGACGCUGGUGCAGGGGAACAUCUUGGUCAGUGAUGAGGUGCUCAUGUCGGCUAUGUCUGCAUUCACAUCCUUGGACCAGCCCAUGCCGCCAGUGCAGCCCCCGGCGCAGAGCAGCCUGGGUAUGCACGCUGGGGCUGGUUACCUGUCCCAGCCGCCUCCCCCGCCACCACCACCACCACCUCCACCUCCUCAGCCUCCACCUCCUCCUCCCCCGAGCCUGGGGGCUCCAGGGCCACCCGGCAGCGGCGUGGUGGAGGUGUACAGUGCACCGGCUCCUAUGGCAGCAAACAGCACGGUGGAGAUGCAGGGCCUGGGCAUGCAGCCCUAUCCGCCCAUGGAGGUACCCGGCCAGUGCGUGGACAGUCCUGUGUACCCCUCUCCUCCUGUGUACAGCCCUGGGAAGCAAGGGUUCAAGCCCAAGAACACUCCCACCCCUCUGGCCAGUGCAGGAGGCAGCGUGGUUGGGUUUGAUUCCACCUCUGCUGUCAAAAGUCGGCGCUGCAAGAGCGAGGCUGGGCUGCAGGAAGGCAAGCCCAAGUCCCCCAAGCUGAAAUGUACUUACUGUGACAAGGCCUUUACCAAGAACUUCGACCUGCAGCAGCACAUCAGGAGCCACACAGGUGAGAAGCCUUUUCAGUGCAUCGUGUGUGGCCGAGCCUUUGCCCAGAAGUCCAACGUGAAGAAGCACAUGCAAACCCACAAAGUGUGGCCUCCAGGCCUGGGCUGCACCAUCUCCCGCAACUCCAUCACGGUGCAGGUCAUGGCCUUGAAUCCCAACCAGCCUGAGGAUGAGGAGAACACAGGUCUGACUCAGCCCUCGAGGAAUGCUCCACCACCACCCCAAGACAUGAGCCCCCUGGAUGAGAGUGAGGGGAGCAAACUGGAGGCCAAGCAGGUUGUGUUGAUCGACAGCUCUUAUCAGUGCCAGUUCUGCCCCAGCAAAUUCAACACCUAUUUCCAGCUCAAAUCACACAUGACACAGCACAAGAAUGAGCAGGUGUACAAAUGCGUGGUGAAGACCUGUGCUCAGACCUUCCAGAAGCUGGAGUCCUUCCUUGAGCACAUCAAGAGCCACCAGGAGGAGCUGAGUUACCGCUGCCACCUCUGCAGCAAGGACUUCCCCUCCCUGUAUGAGCUGGGUGUGCACCAGUACUCCCACAGCCUCCUGCCCCAGCACAGCCCCAAGAAGGACGUGGCCGUGUACAAAUGUGUCAAGUGUGUAAAUAAGUACUCAACCCCGGAGGCGCUGGAGCACCAUCUGCAGACAGCAACGCACAACUUCCCCUGCCCUCACUGCCAGAAGGUGUUCCCCUGUGAGAGGUACCUGCGGCGCCACAUCCCUACGCACGGCGGUGGCAGCAAGUUCAAGUGCCAGAUCUGCAAGAAGUUCUUCCGCCGGGAGCACUACCUCAAGCUGCAUGCCCACAUCCACUCCGGUGAAAAGCCCUUCAAGUGCUCAGUGUGUGAUGCAGCUUUCAACCGGAAAGACAAACUCAAGCGACACAUGCUGAUCCAUGAGCCCUUCAAGAAAUACAAAUGUCCCUUCUCAAGCCACAUGGGCUGCAAUAAGGAGUUCAACAGGCCUGACAAGCUGAAGGCUCACAUCCUGUCCCAUUCAGGGAUGAAGAUCCACAAGUGCCAGUACUGUAACAAGUCCUUCAGCCGCCGAGCUCACAUGAUGGAGCAUCAGCGCUCACACACCGGCAACUACAAGUACCGCUGCCCUACCUGCAGCAAGGGCUUCACCCGCCACAAGUACAUGAAGGACCACAAGUGCCGCCUGGGCUCCCCCAAGGACAAGGACCUGCAGCUCAGGAAGCCCCAGAAGAAGCGGGUGGCUCGGGGGCGCAAGGCAGGCCUGUCCCUCCCCAGCCCGCUGGGGCUGGCAGAGCUGAAGGAUGGGGCUGUUGGGGAAAGCCUCCCUGAGGGUGGCCCGAACAAAGAACCCUUCCAGGAGUCAGACGCUGUCCUGUCCAUCGUGGUUGGGGGGUCAGGAGCUGCUGACUCAGACCUCGUUGUUCCUGGACAGCCCAGCAGCAUCACGUCCAAUUUGGCCCUAGCAGAACUGCAGGCUGCCUCGGACAGUCCCUGCACCAUGCUGGCUGUCCCUGUGUACAUCCAGACAACAGAGUGACAGUGCACAGAGCCACUGUGUGGCUGAGGGCUGCUGCUGGGACUGUCACACUUGGUGCUGAAAUUUAUCCCAGUGGAAAAGACCAAAGCUCUUGUGGGGAGGUAGAUUGAUAUGGGAGAGAACAGCUUUCCUUUCCACUUGUUCUUCCCAUCCUUGGGUAGAGGGCUACUUGGAAGCCACCAAUGGCUACAAGGCACUGAAGAGAAUGGCUCCAUUUCUUGUCCAUUUGUGUCAGCUUAGGGCAAGAAAGACCAAGAUCCCUGAAUCAGGGUAAGGAGGAGCAUGCAAGUGUGCACCAAACAGAGCUGCUGAAAUGGGUUGGCUUUGCAAAUCACAGCCUAUCCCAUCUGUGUUUUUUCUGGCCUAAAAGUUGUAUUGCCCAGUAUUUGGGUGGCCUUUCCCAGAGCAAACUAUUGAUCCUUCCUAGUGGAAGCAAGUUGAUCUUGAUAUCCUUUGGGAACACUGUUCAGAAAUACCCUGACAGACUUAUCUUUGGUAUCUUUCUCCUCUGUCUCCAUCAGCAGAAAGAUCACCUUGUCUGUACAUGUGUUAUAAACACCGUGGACCUCA
Messenger RNA from Melopsittacus undulatus (budgerigar), 5750 nucleotides. It is a transcript of the gene ZNF341, whose product is annotated as zinc finger protein 341. Gene Ontology annotation, cellular component: nucleus. The transcript has 14 exons. Gene Ontology annotation, biological process: regulation of transcription by RNA polymerase II. Lineage: Eukaryota; Metazoa; Chordata; Aves; Psittaciformes; Psittaculidae. Gene Ontology annotation, molecular function: RNA polymerase II cis-regulatory region sequence-specific DNA binding; DNA-binding transcription activator activity, RNA polymerase II-specific. The record is from RefSeq and is a predicted model, not a curated record. The coding region runs from base 2652 to 5180 and encodes 842 amino acids.